AAUCGUCAUGGUGACAAUGAUUUGGUUAGAGAUGUGGAAAUGGGUAGGAGCGAAGGUUGUCAUAGUAGUUCUGAUGCUCAUUCUGAGAAAAACGAGGAGGGCUGUAUAGUAUCCUAGUUUAGUUUUGGAAAGGCUGAGUGUGAGGAAGGUUAUUCGCCCGUUGAUUAAGAUCCAGCAGAGAGAAGAGUGCUCAUAAUGCCUCUUCGACCGAAGAGAACCGACCAAACCGCUGGUGAAGACAAAAUAUCCAUCACCGAUUCUUUGGGAUCGUUGGAUCUUCCCCUGGGAGAACUUAAGAACUCCCGAAAGUACCUGCAAACUCAACGCCGAUAUUUCGAAAUCAUCAAGGAAUUGAAAGUUGAUGCCACUGAGAAGGCCCAAGAGCUUAUCCAAAGUCGAUCUCAGGCGCGGAAGAGGAUGGAAGAGGAGGAAGACCAGAAGAACAUGGCUCAUCGCCGACUAACGCACCAAAUCACAUUUGUGCUCGUGGUCCUGCUUUUCCUUCUCUACUUGAUCCUCAUCUUCUUGGCCUAUGUCUAUUACUAUCACGAGGAUGGUGCCCAAGAAGCUUUCUUCUACAUCUAAUGUCAGACCAGCAGCACCUUCGCUCCAUCCGUUGUUAAGGCUCGAUCGUCUACAGCCUUGUGUGCUGUUCGUAUGUGCUGAAGAUCCAAAUGGACAGGGGCCUAAUCCAAGCAAGAUUGUCCCUCUUAUCAAAGAUGACGACGGAUUACCAAAUCCUUCAUGACCUUAGUGCUCUCGUCCGCUCUUCCUCGUCGUUGCCAUUGUCCACCACUCCUCCUCCUCCUUCUUCUCAUCCUUCUCAUCCUCUUCUCCUCUUCCUCCCUUCUCUCAUUGCUCCACUUGCUAAUACCAGGGUGACGAAAACUGGGAACUACUCCUCCACGCGGCCCUAAAGUGUGCCGUUGAUUUCUUUACAUUUCCCCCUCCGUACCCACCAUUUCCUUUCUAGAACCCUUUUGGUGGUAAAUCUGAAGAGAGCGUGGAGCACCACCACUUCCAGCCGCCUUCUAGGCCUCUUGGGUUUAAAUGGAAAAGAAGUCGACUUGCUUUCGACGUCUUCCUCUCCUCCUUGAAAGAAUAGAUGUCAAUUUUCUGCCAACCCUUUUUGAAUGAAAAGAAAGCUGUAUGUACCCUAUUUGCAUCAACGCUACGCGAAUUGUGAAUGAUUUGACUUUUUCAAAAAUAAACUAAGCGAUUAAUCAUU
Molecule: messenger RNA, 1228 nt
Organism: Tigriopus californicus
Lineage: Eukaryota; Metazoa; Arthropoda; Copepoda; Harpacticoida; Harpacticidae
Exons: 2
Coding region: 196-585 (129 amino acids)
Source: RefSeq, a predicted model, not a curated record